GGUUCCCCGGGCGAGCGCCAUGGCCGCGGAGUCCGUGAAGGUGGUGGUGCGCUGUCGCCCCAUGAACCAGCGCGAGCUCGAGCUGAACUGCCAGUCCGUGGUGACAGUGGACUCGGCGCGGGGCCAGUGCUUCAUCCAGAACCCGGGCGCCGCCGACGAGCCCCCCAAGCAGUUCACUUUCGACGGCGCCUACCACAUGGAGCACUUCACGGAGCAGAUCUACAACGAGAUCGCCUACCCGCUGGUGGAGGGCGUCACCGAGGGCUACAAUGGCACCAUCUUUGCCUAUGGCCAGACGGGCAGCGGGAAGUCCUUCACCAUGCAGGGCCUGCCGGACCCGCCCUGCCAGAGAGGCAUCAUCCCCAGGGCCUUCGAGCACGUGUUUGAGAGCGUCCAGUGUGCAGAGGACACCAAGUUUCUGGUCCGGGCCUCGUACCUGGAGAUCUACAAUGAAGAUGUCCGUGACCUGCUGGGGGCUGACACCAAGCAGAAGCUGGAGCUGAAGGAGCACCCCGAGAAAGGCGUGUACGUGAAGGGGCUGUCCAUGCACACGGUGCACAGCGUGACCCAGUGCGAGCACAUCAUGGAGACGGGCUGGAAGAACCGAGCGGUGGGCUACACACUGAUGAACAAGGACUCCUCGCGCUCCCACUCCAUCUUCACCAUCAGCAUCGAGAUCUACGCCGUGGAUGAACGGGGCAAGGACCAUCUCCGAGCGGGCAAGCUGAACCUGGUGGACCUGGCAGGGAGCGAACGGCAGUCCAAGACUGGGGCCUCGGGGGAGCGGCUCAAGGAGGCCACCAAGAUCAACCUGUCGCUGUCAGCACUGGGCAAUGUCAUCUCCGCCCUGGUGGACGGGCGCUGCAGGCACAUCCCCUACCGGGACUCCAAGCUGACGCGGCUGCUGCAGGACUCCCUGGGCGGCAACACCAAGACACUGAUGGUGGCCUGCCUGUCCCCCGCGGACAACAAUUACGACGAGACUCUCAGCACGCUGCGCUACGCCAACCGGGCCAAGAACAUCAAGAACAAGCCUCGCAUCAACGAGGACCCCAAGGACGCCCUCCUGCGCGAGUACCAGGAGGAGAUCAAGAAGCUCCGGGCUAUCCUGGCGCGGCAGCUGAGCCCCGGGGGCCUGUCAGCGCUGCUGUCUGGCCAGCUGCCCCUGAGCCCUUCCCGGGUUGAGGAGAAGCUGCCGUCCAGCCCUGUGGUCCAGCAGGAUAUGGAAGCCGAGAAGCAGCUGAUCCGCGAGGAGUACGAGGAGCGCCUGGCCCGGCUGAGGGCCGACUACGAGGCGGAGCAGGAGUCCCGUGCCAGGCUGGAGGAGGACAUCACGGCCAUGCGCAACUCCUAUGACGUGCGGCUGUCCACGCUGCAGGAGAACCUGCGGAAAGGGACAGAGGCUGUUCUGAAAGCAGAAGUCCUCCACAACGGGGAGGUCCUGUCCAGGGCCGGGCUUACCAGCAUGUCUGAGCACGCACCUGCUUUCCAGUUCGAGAUGGCCGCGAAGCGCACCAUCUUCUCUGUGCCCGAUGCCCUGCCCGGGGACGCGGUCGCUAACACCCAGAUUUCUCCCAGAUUUGAGGAGCUGCGCAGGGCAGAACCGUCCAAGUCUGAGAUUUCUCUCAGGUCCAGUGAGUCAUCCAUGCUGGAAGAAUCCUCCCUGUCUGAGGUCGUCCUCCCUGUGCCUGAGGAGCUUUCCAACCUAGAGCUCCCUGGGCCCGAGGUGUCGCAGAGCAAGUACUUCCUGGAUGAGGACCUUGGUCAGGAGGACUCCGGGACCCAGCCGGAGGGUGAGAACUACAUCCAGGUGGAGGAGCCGCCGCUGGCGUGCCUGCAGAUGGGACCAAGCCUGCAGGACCCGUUUGCUGAGGUGGAAGCCAAGCUGGCCAGACUAUCCUCCGUGGGGGCCAGGACAGAUGCGCCCCGAGCCCCCAUGCAGCACACCUCCCUGACAGACCUGCUGGAGCCCAGAGACACCAGGUCUGAAGCCGAGGUGGCCACCGACCUCCCACCCCGUGCUGAGGUUGAUCUGGCCCCGGAAGUGGUGGAGGUGGCAGAGCCCGGGAAAUGGAUGGAGGCCGAGGUGGCCCAGCCUCAGCUCCUGCUGCCCACGGCCAGUGCGCGAAGGGAGAGCGUGGGUGUGGAUGUGGCCGUGCUGACGGAGGAGCUGCUGCCCAGCGCGAACCAGCAGCAGGUGCUCGCCCGUUUGCAGCUGUUGGAGCAGCAAGUGGUGGGCGGGGAGCAGGCCAAGAACAAGGACCUGAAGGAGAAGCACAGGCGACGGAAGCGCUACGCGGAUGAACGCAAGAAGCAGCUGGUGGCGGCGCUGCAGAACUCGGACGAGGAUGUCGGGGAGUGGGUGCUGCUUAAUGUCUAUGACUCCAUCCAGGAGGAAGUGAGGGCCAAGAGCAAGCUGUUGGAGAAGAUGCAGAGGAAGCUUCGGGCAGCAGAGGUGGAGAUCAAAGACCUGCAGUCGGAGUUCGAGCUGGAGAAGAUCGACUACCUGGCCACCAUCCGGCGGCAGGAGCGUGACUCCAUGCUCCUCCAGCAGCUCCUGGAGCAGGUGCAGCCCCUGAUCCGCAGGGAUUGCAACUAUAGCAACCUGGAGAAGAUCAGGCGCGAGUCAAGCUGGGAUGAGGACAGUGGCUCCUGGAAGAUCCCUGAGCCCAUCAUCGUAAAAACCAGCCUCCCAGUAGCAGUUCCAACUGGGCCACAGACCAAGCCAAUCCGCAAAACCUCUGCCAUCGACAGCGGAGAGCCAAACACGCAGGAAGAAGACCGCUACAAGCUGAUGCUUAGUCGGAGUGACAGCGAAAACAUUGCCAGUAACUACUUCCGGUCCAAACGGGCCAGCCAGAUCCUCAGCACAGACGCCAUGAAGAGCCUCGCACAUCACAGCUCGUCGCCAGGCCUCAGCUCCCAGCUCAGCAGCAACUCUGUCAUCCCACCCAGCCAGGCCCCUGAAAUGCCCCAGCCCCGGCCCUUCCGCCUCGAGUCCCUCGACAUCCCCUUCACCAAGGCCAAGCGUAAGAAAAGCAAAAGCAACUUGGGCAGUGAGCUUCUGUGACUGCAGCUGCCCGCUGCUGCCUGCCUUUAGACUUCUAAACUGCCAGGCCCGCCCAGGCCAGCCCCAACCAGGCCUCCUCCCUCAUCCCCCCAGAGCAACCAGGGCCCAAGAGGGUUCUCGCGCUCGGGAAGCUACACCCCCUUCCUUGUUCCCCAGAGAGUCCACCUCUGCCCAAGCCUGAGCACCCUGGAGAGGCCUGGUCCAGCUGUCCACACCAUGUCAGUGUCUCUGUCUACUCUUUGGCCAUGGAGCCUGCAACUUGUGCCGCCAGAGUGGCCUUUGCCUUGAUGGGCUCAGCAGCCCCAGGCCUGCCGCAGGGCCUUUGCCAGCAGCCGUGGUGUUGUGGGCAGCAGCUGCCACAUGGAUGAAGCUCAUCUUGGUGACGGAGAUUUGUGCUUCUGUGUAGGUGCCCUUUCCAGAGGGCAGCCCGGCCCUGCAGGACAGGCACAGAGUCCUAGAGCAGCCGUUCUGCUUGGUCCACUCCUGGCUGA
This is a messenger RNA of Chinchilla lanigera (long-tailed chinchilla), 3561 nucleotides long. It is a transcript of the gene Kif17, whose product is annotated as kinesin family member 17. NCBI's taxonomy places the organism in Eukaryota, Metazoa, Chordata, Mammalia, Rodentia, Chinchillidae. Gene Ontology annotation, biological process: microtubule-based movement. The record is from RefSeq and is a predicted model, not a curated record. The coding region runs from base 20 to 3070 and encodes 1016 amino acids. The transcript is spliced from 15 exons. Gene Ontology annotation, molecular function: microtubule motor activity; microtubule binding; ATP binding.